Molecule: messenger RNA, 921 nt
Organism: Chironomus riparius
Lineage: Eukaryota; Metazoa; Arthropoda; Insecta; Diptera; Chironomidae
Source: the annotation of a GenBank genome assembly
AUGUUUGAGGAAGUUAAACUCACCAUGCCAUCUGGACAAAUCAUCGCUGGUAAAUGGUUUGGAAAUAAAUCAAUUAGACCAAUUUUAUGUCUACACGGACAUGAAGAUAAUGCCGGAACCUUUAAUCGUUUAAUUCCGAUGUUAUCCAAUAACUUUUCAUAUUUAGCAAUUGACUUUCCGGGCCAUGGGAGGAGCUCAUGGAUUCCUCAUGGACAGCAGUACAUGAUUAUGGAUUAUUUAUUUGUGGUUGAUUUUUUGUUAAAAUAUUAUCGGUGGGAUAAAGUCAGCUUUUUAACACACAGUAUGGGAUCAAGAGUGGCUUUUUCAUACGCAAGCUUAUAUCCUGAACGUGUUGAUUUAAUGAUAUCAAUUGAUGUGCUGAAACCUCCUGUUCUAAGCGUCAAAGCGCUUAAAGAGCAAUAUAAUGAAAUGUUUGAACGAUUUUUAGUAGAUGACAAGAGGAAUCAGGAAAGUACCGAGCCACCAGCCUACACAUUUGAAGAAAUGAUUGAAAAAAUUAUUAUUGGAACCAAAAAAAGUGUCACAAGAGAAACUGCUCAUCAUUUACUUGAAAGAAACGUUGAGCCAUCCAAAAAAUAUCCAGGAAAGUUUUACUUUUCAAGAGACCGGCGACUCCUAUCAAAAUAUCAAAUAAAUUUCCCACAAGAGAACCAAUUGGAGCUUGCUGAAUCCCUAACAAUGCCAUACCUUUACAUAAAAGUUACGAAUUCAUCUUACGCAAAACCAAAAAGGGACAUAAACGAGGCAGAAGCCAUUAAAAUCUUGAAAAAGCAUCCACAUUUUCAGUAUUGUUUAAUUGAGUCCGACUCACAUCACGUUCACUUGACGGAGCCUGAAAAAAUUUACAUAAUUAUAAAUGAAUUUCUGGAGAAACAUAGAAGGUUGAAGAGUCAGCUGUGA